Molecule: messenger RNA, 697 nt
Organism: Paramecium pentaurelia
Lineage: Eukaryota; Ciliophora; Oligohymenophorea; Peniculida; Parameciidae
Source: the annotation of a GenBank genome assembly
AUGAACAUUUGCCCUAUCAGAUAUACACCAUAUUUGAAUAAUUCUAGAAGAAGACAAAGGGUGAUUGACCCUAAUAGAGCUAAGAGUUCUCAAGGAAUGAGAUUAAAUUCUUCUAGUCAAUAAAGAUGCUCCACAUAAUAAAGUCCUAACAGAACACCUAGUUAAGGUGAAUUGCAGCAAUUAGAAGUAUGAUGAGAUUUGUUUUGAAUGAUAGUUUUAACAACAGGCUGGGCCAAUUGCAUAGGUAUUAGUUAAUUUGAGUGUGUCUAGAAUUACUAAUAAUUGUUUUUGUCUACUUAGAUUAGAAGAAGUCCUUCAUUUAGAUUGAAGAAUUAUCAUGCAGCAGAAAUAACAUCUAGUGCACAAUCAACUUCUUAAUAGAAAAGAUAGAAUUUGAUUGUAAAUGGAAAGUAAUGAAUUAAAUAAAAUUGAUAGUAAAAGCAAAGAAGAGAGAUUAAAUAGAAUAAAUUUCUUAGGUGACUUAUUACAAUAAAUGGAGUAAAAUGGAUAAUAAACAAAGCAAUCCUUAUCUACAGAAAUGACUACAGUUCCCAAACCGAAAUUUGAAAUUCUGAAUACAAGAACAUUAACAGAAUAUGAAUAAAAUAUAGAAGAAUUGCAUUUCUAUCUUGUUGACUCUUAAUAAAGAACAAAAUAAUAUGCCUAAGUUAUAGAAAAGCAAAAAAUAAAUAAUUGA